AUGUACGGCUUUGGAACCUCCGCUGUGCGAUCUGGCCUUCCUCGUGAUGCUACCACCGGUGCUUUAGUCGAGACGAUAUCCCUAUCCACCAUCUUCGCCCAACAACAUCCUGCAUCUCCCGUUGGGAGCUACGUCUACUCCCGCUCGGCCAAUCCCAAUCGCGAAAGCUUUGAGAAAGCCAUUGCCGAUCUGGAGUCAGCCAGGUAUGCCCUCGCCUUCUCGUCCGGAAUGGCCGCAACAGAUGCAGUCGUGCUAGGGCUGGCUGCACACUCGCACACUGUCUCCAUGUCGAGUCUCUACGGCGGCACCCAUCGAUACCUGACACAAGUAGCGCCAUUGAUGGGCGUGAUGGUGUCUUUUGCGAGUAAUAUCGAAACCGAACUGGAGGCUUUGAUAAACGAGAAGACAAAACUGGUUGUGAUCGAGUCGCCGAGUAACCCGAUGGUCGAUAUCCAGGCUGUGGCGGAUAUAGCACACAAACUCGGUGCUCUUAACCCUACAUCUGCGCGCCCUUGCUACAUCGCGAAAUGCAUCAACUCUCGCCCGAACCCUCGAGGCAUCGCCCGCCCAAUCGCCGUCAAACAGCACCGCAAUGAACAUGGCGGGUCGAGGUUGUUUACUUUGGCGGAGAGCUUGGGUGGAGUUGAGAGUUUGUGUAAGAUUCCGGCGGUUAUGACGCACAAGCGGAUGCCGAGAGAGGUGCGUGAGGAGGGAGGGAUCUAUAUUGAUUUGAUUCGAUUGAGUGGGGGAAUUGAGGAUGUGAAGGACUUGAAGGAUGACUUGGCGAGGGCGUUGGAGAUGGCUGUGUCUGGGUAG
Messenger RNA from Aspergillus wentii DTO 134E9, 816 nucleotides. RefSeq lists its product as uncharacterized. Gene Ontology annotation, molecular function: cystathionine gamma-lyase activity; pyridoxal phosphate binding. NCBI's taxonomy places the organism in Eukaryota, Fungi, Ascomycota, Eurotiomycetes, Eurotiales, Aspergillaceae. The transcript is spliced from 4 exons. The coding region runs from base 1 to 816 and encodes 271 amino acids. The record is from RefSeq and is a predicted model, not a curated record. Gene Ontology annotation, cellular component: cytoplasm. Gene Ontology annotation, biological process: transsulfuration.